Mauremys reevesii (Reeves's turtle) is the source of this 7631-nucleotide messenger RNA. It is a transcript of the gene ADPRHL1, whose product is annotated as ADP-ribosylhydrolase like 1. The transcript has 8 exons. Gene Ontology annotation, molecular function: magnesium ion binding; ADP-ribosylarginine-[protein] hydrolase activity. Lineage: Eukaryota; Metazoa; Chordata; Testudines; Geoemydidae. The coding region runs from base 84 to 5609 and encodes 1841 amino acids. The record is from RefSeq and is a predicted model, not a curated record. Gene Ontology annotation, biological process: protein de-ADP-ribosylation.
UGAAGGCAAAGGAACAAAGAAAGAUCAAGACUCAGUGGCUGCUUUAGACAAAAGGAAAGUGAGAAGAGUCAAAGUCCCUUGUGAUGGAGAAAUUUAAGGCUGCUGUCUUGCUGGCAGGGGUAGGGGAUGCUCUUGGUUAUCGAAAUUUCACCCGAGAAAACAGUGCUUUAGGUGCAAAGAUCCAAGAGGAACUAAAGGAAAUUGGAGGACUUGAGAACCUGGUGCUGUCUGGAGACAAAUGGCCAGUGAGCGACAAUACCCUCAUGCACAUGGCUACUGCAGAGGCUGUCAUCACAGAUUACUGGUGUUUAGAAGACCUGUAUCGUGAUUUGGUAAAACACUAUGUUGAGAUUAUUGACAAACUUCCAGGGAAAUGGUCAGACCCCGCUACCAUUGAAGGUUGCUCACAGUUAAAACCAGAUAACUAUCUCCUAGCUUGGCAUACACCGUUUAAUGAAAAGGGUUCUGGAUUUGGAGCCGCUACAAAAGCCAUGUGUUUAGGGAUGAAAUACUGGAAGCCUGAGAGGCUAGAAACUCUUAUUGAAGUGAGCAUCGAGUGUGGACGAAUGACUCAUAAUCACCCUACAGGCUUUUUAGGGUCCUUUUGUACAGCUCUGUUUGUAUCAUAUGCAAUACAAGGAAAACCACUUGUGCAGUGGGGAAGGGAAAUGAUGAAGGUGGUCCCAAUGGCUGAAGAAUAUUGCAAAAAGACCAUUCGACACAUGGCAGAAUAUCAGGAGCACUGGUUUUACUUUGAAGCCAAAUGGCAGUUCUAUUUGGAGGAGAGAGAAAUCACUGAAGAUAAUCAGAAUAAACCCGUCUUUCCUGAUAAUUAUGAUGCUGAGGAGAGAGAAAAGACUUACAGGAGGUGGAGUUCUGAAGGACGGGGUGGAAGAAGAGGCCAUGAUGCUCCCAUGAUUGCAUACGAUGCUCUUUUAGGAUGUGGUGGUGACUGGACAGAACUUUGCAACCGAGCAAUGUUCCAUGGGGGUGAGAGCGCAGCCACUGGAUCUAUUGCUGGCUGCUUGUAUGGAUUGCUUUACGGCCUGAACAAGGUUCCCAAAGGCUUGUACCAGGAUCUUGAACUGAGGGAGAGGCUAGAAUACUUGGGCGAGUCUCUUUACCGACGAUCCACAGAGGAAAACACUAAAUGUACAAAGUUUUGUGAUGAUAAGCUGCUGAUAGAUCCCAUGGUGCUGAAGAAGAAGCUAAAUAGGAUGGCAACAGAACCAGGGGCUUUUGCUGUCCUCAGCAGCCUGCUGCUUUACAUCACAGACCUCGCGGCCUGCGACCCACAGAUGCCGAGGAAGAAGGCAAAAUGGGCAGAAGGCAAAGGAAGCAAGGUGAUUUGUAAUCCUGAAUGCCAAAGUGCAAACAAGAGCAAGCGCCCCACAAGAUUCCAGCUUUUGCAAUCCAAGUUCAUGAAUAACAAUCGCGAACCUUACAUAAAGAAGACAAGAGAAGUUGGCAAACUAAUCGUUAAAGAAAAGCAGUGGGUAAACAGGGGAUGUCUAAAUGCCACUGUUAACAAAUUAGACAAAAAUAAGGAAAAAAAAGGAAGUGGUCAAGCACCAGAAGAGAACAAAAAGAUAAUGCCCAAUGAGAGGGUCAAGUGGAAUGGUCUGAGUGGGAAAAAUACAGUGAAAAACAUUCUGAAGAAAUUUUUAGCUGCAGAGGAGAAAGAAACUAAGGAGAACACUUCUGUCUGGAAAAAGAAAGAGCCAAACAGCAAUUUGCCAAAAAUAAUCAGCAGGAAUUCUGUUUUCUCCAAACUGAAGGAAAAGUUUGAACAGGCAAGUUCUGUUUGUUCAGCCACGGAGGCGAAAACUUUGCUGUUGCGCAAAGGUGAGAAAAAUAAUACAAAGGUCCCAAGUAGAACACCUAUUCACAAACCAGAGGUCACAGUGCUACACACUGUGACAGCCACAGUUCUAAAUAGCCCUCAGUCCCAGUAUUUAGUGUGUACCACCGCUCCAAUGCCUAGAUUCAGUGUUGUGACUGAAAUUAGCCAUCCUUGGAGCUGGUUGACAAACAACACUGAUAGUAAUCAGCCUUUUGAUCUUGGCACUCAAAUGGGAGAGGUGAGUGACUCUGACAGCAAACAUGAUAUUAAGCCUGGUAAGAAUGAAAUGCCAGAAAAUAGGGCACAAGACAGAGAGUACAAAGGACAGAUGCAAACUGUACAAUGUGUAAUGCCCAAGGUCAUGACUGACAACAAGGACAGUGCAGAGACUAAAAUAGAUUCCACAAACCAAGGACCUGGUUUCCUUCCUAAUCUAGACUGCUCUUCUACUUUCUGUAAAAAUAAAGCCCUUGCAGAGCGCAUUCCUACCUUAUCUAAACCCACCCUAUCUCACAAGGGGAAGAGCACAUUAGCUGGAUUUGAUACAUCUUCAUUAGGAGAUAAUAAAGCUGCUCAAAAUGUUAGGGAAGACAAUCCAUCUACUAACUUGCCUUAUUCUGGUAUAGCUGAAGGAUCCAGUGGACACAGUCCCCAGGAUAUUAAAGAGGUUGAUAUUCCUAAAAUAACAGUGAAUGCAUGCAGUUCAAAGGAGACAGAAAUAGUGUUCUCAGAGUCAGAAAAAGAUCCUCUCUUCACAAGCCAAAAAUGUUUCCCGGAGGAGAAACUAUCGGAAAAUAUUCCAUUGUUUUGCUCCCCAGUAGCUCAGGCAUCUCAGAAUGUAGUGCCUCCAAAUGAUGACCUGCAGUUAACUGUCAAAAUACCAGUUACUGACAAAAUUCCACCACUGAUGCCCAGGCAAGAAAAUGCAUCAGAUUUUAAAGGCAAACAUUCCAAAGCUGCUGUAAAAAGAGAGAAAUUUCACUGUAAACAGGAAAUAUUUCCUAGUUCUAGAAAAAAUGAUUGCAAAAUCACAGCUAAGCAAGAAAAGGAGCCAGCCAUAAACCCAAACAAGCUGUCUGAUUGUCAAAUGCAAACUGAACAAAUAACCCAGGAAUCACAACCACAUCUAACGCUCAGCCAACAAAAUAACAUUGAUAAUUUCAGCACUAAUGUAUCAAAUCCGACUAUGAAUCAGACAUACCAAGUACGCUCAUCAAAUGAUUCAAAGAAGGAAAAAAGUGGUAUUGUAGAAGGAAAGCAUAUCUGCUCUGAUUUUGAAAAGGACCAAGGUCCAUUGUCAAGUUAUUUAAUGAAGCACAGGUGUUAUAUUCCAGAAGAGAAUGUUGGGAAGGACCAAUUAUCCUCAUCAAAUGAAAUGACAAGUCAGGAAAACAAUACUGCCAGAGAAAGGAGUACCUUGUGUCAUCUGGAGACUUAUCAAAUGCCAUCAAAGUAUUUCAUGAAGCAUGAAAGUGACAUUGCAGAUGAGAAUCCCUGGCCUAAUUCUGAGACAUGUCAAUCAUUCUCAUCAAAUUAUUUAACAAAGCAUGAAAACAGUGCUACAGAACAAAGAACCUGGCAUGCUAUUGAAAAGCCCCCAAUCCCAUCAUCAAAAGAUUUGGUGAAAGAUGAAACCUAUAGUGUAGAAGAUAAGAAGGCUUGUCAUAAUUCUGAUAAGUACCAAUUACCUUAUUCAAAUGAGUCAGCGAAGCAUAAAGAUGAUAUUAUAGCAAAGAAUACUAUGUAUAACGGUGAGAAUUACCAGACACCACCAUCAUCAAGUGAUGUCAUAAACCAUGAAAAUAAUACAGCCAAAGAGAAGAAUAUCCAUCAUGUUUUUGAGAAAAAUCAGUUACUCUCACCAAAUGAACUGGGGAAGCAUGAAAAUAAUACUGCAGAAGAGAUAAGUCCCUUGAGUAACAUAGAGAAAUCCCAAUUACCCUCAUCAAAUGCACUGGUGAAGCCUGAAAAUAAUACCGUAGUAGGGAGCAUCCCCUUGAAUAACUGGAAAAAGUACCGACUACCCUCACCAAAUGAAUCAGAGAAGCAUGAAAAUAAUACUGUGGUAAAAACAAGACCCUGGCGUAAUCUGGAGCAGGACCAACUGCCAAUUCCAAAUGAUGCUCUGAAUUAUGAAAAUGAGACGAGAGGUGAGAACUUUGAGAAAAAACAGUUUCCUUCCUCAAAUGAAAUGGUGACACAUGAAAAUAAUAGUGCAAGUGAAAGAAAUAACUUACAUAAAUAUGAAGAGUACCAAAUGCUGUCAUCAGAUGAUGGCUUGAAGCAUGAAAAUGAUACAAUCGUAGAGAAGAAUGCUACUGCAACAGAGAGAAAUACCUUGUGUAACUCUGAGAUGUGUCAAAUACCAACAUCAGGUGAUUUUAUGAAGCAUAAGGAUGAUAAUGCAAAAGAGAAGAAUUCUUCUAGUUUUGAGACAUGCCAAUUACCAGUAUCAAAGAAUAAAAUUAACACUCCAGGACCGAGAAAUACUUUGUGUAACAUCAAAUACCAAAUGCCAUCAAGAGAUUUAGUGGAAAAUGAAUAUGACACAACAGAAGAGGAAAACGCCUGUUGUAAUACUGAGAAAUACCAACUGUUCUCAUCCCAUGAAUCAAUGAAACAUGAAAAUAAUGCUGCAGAGGCAAGAAAUAUCCAGAGUAACUUUAAGAGUUACCAAAAGCCGUCAUCAAGAAAUAUAGGGAAGCAUGAAAGUAAAACUGUCCAAGAGAAGAGUACCAAUCAUAAUUUUGAAGAGUACCAGUUACUCUCAAGAAAUGCACCACAGAAGCAUGGAAAGAAAGCUGCAGUAGAGAGAGAUACCUUGUGUAACCCUAAGAACAAUCAAAAACCAUCAUCAAGUUCAUUGGUGAAGCAUGAAAAUAAUGUUACAGUAGAGAAGCAACAACAAACACCAUUGUCGGAUGAUUUUGUGAAGCAUGAAACUGAAACUGUGGAAGAGAAGAAUAAACAUCAUAGUUCUGAGAAGUACCAGUUAACCUCAUCAAAUAAAUUGGUCAAGCAUGGAAAAAAUACCACAGUAGAGAAAAAGCAACAAAUACCAACAUCAAAUGAUUUUAGAAAGCAUGAAACUAACACUGUGAAAGAGAAGAAUAAACAUCAUAGCUCUGAAAAGUACCAAUUAACCACAUCAAAUAAAUUGGUGACACAUGGAAAAAAUACUGCAGUAAAGAAGCAACAAAUACCAAUAUCAAAUGAUUUUAGGAAGCAUGAAAUUAGUACUACAGAAAAGAAAAAUCCACAUCUCAAAGUUGAGAAAUACCAGUUACCCUCCUCAAGUAAACUGGAGAGGUAUGAAACUAAUAGUUCAGGAAAGAAAAAUAGUUUGUGUGACUUUGAGAAGUAUCAAGCUUCAUUGCCAAGUGAUCUCAUGAAGCAUCAAAGUGAUUCAGCAUUAGAGGAGAAUACUUGGCAUAACAUCGAUAACUACCAAAAAUUACCCCUAUCAAAUGAUGUAUCCAAACAUGAUAAAAAUCCUGUAGAACAGGGGAAAACCCAGCAUGGCUUUAAGAAGUACCAUAAACUAUCAUCAAAUGAUUUAGCAAAGCAUGAAAAUGUUGCUGCUGAAGGAAAGGCCAGAAGACCAGGGUCUGAUCAAACAAAUGACAGAAAAACAGAACUCCAGGACUGUGCAAGGACAGCAGCACAAGCAAAAUACAUAGCAGAAAGUUACAGUGAAGGACCCCUAAAUUCAUCUUUUAAACCAAUGAUAGUUAGAGUAAGUGAUACAUUUAAACAUCACACCUGAAAUAUCUCUACAGGUAAACUAAUGACCUCAAUUAUUUGUGUCAUCGGAUCUUUCUUUUUUCCAUCAGUGUUCAAGACAUUAAAUUAUCACUUUGUAAUUGCAUGGAUAUUGAUGCGUAUUUCUUAGGGUGCGAUUCUUUUCCCUUUCUUAAACACUGGCCAGAAGAUCACUGCAAAUAGAUCAUCAAAUGAAUCAUCAAUUUAUUAUGAGAGGGCCUGAGAGAUCAUCAACAAUUUAAUCCUGCUCCAAUCUCUCCUUGAUAAAUGCUCAGUUUUGUUUGUAACUAGGGUAUUUUGAGGAUGAACUUUCCUUUGUAUUUACUCAUUCUAAUAAAACGCUGUUACUACUCCUUCUAGGAAUGGCUUUAGACAAUGUCAGGCUUCGUUAGGUCAAAAAUGGCCACUUAAGUUCUAGCUUUAAAGCUGUAAAUGCAAAGGCUGAUCCUUGCUAACAUGAAUAAUGUUUCCAGGGUAAUGUGCGGAAAGGUAGAUGCUUCCUUUAUCUGCAGGAAAGUCCUGAGAGGACAAUAUGUUAAAUAAUUUACUGUCGGGCGCUUAUGUUCUGUGGUAUAAAUAUUGGGAAAAUAUUGAUUGAACCUUCUGUCAAGAUAUUUACACUUUCGGGUGUGUACAGUAUUGAUAUGUGUUUGUAGAAAUAGGUUAUUUCCUCAUGCAUGUCACGCUAGAGCUACUCCUGUGUUCACAAAGGGCCAUAACGCAGCAACUACAAGUACUCACAAAGGGCCCAGUCCUGUAAGGUGCUGAGCAGGUCAAUGAAAACAGGCUGCUGAGAAUGCUGCAGGAGGGGUUCAGCACUUUGCAGGAUUGGGGUUAAUUUGCCUUUGUGGCAUAUCAGGGGCACACAGGCCCAAGGCAGGCAUUGCCAUGGAUAUUAAAGUGACUCAUUGGAAAGUCUUAUCGUGCUCAUGCUUUCCUGUCAAGUGUAGCAAGUGUUUACCGUAGUACGAUAUGAAACUUGAUAAUAAUGAGCAGCCAAUGUCACUGAAACGUGCUGGUGGAAUGUGAUGUUCAGAGUGGACAAUAAUAGCAACUUCUGCGUAAAGUUUGCGUGUCCCAGGCUUUGCUUUGGUAGACAGGAUGGGUUUGUUAUGUUUGCUUCUUUCUGCUCAGCUGCUGAACAGAAUGUAGCUGCAAAAUGGAAUCUUGCUGUUAAUGCCACAUAACACCCUGUGGUAGGUAGGUAGAUAUUAAUAUAAUAAAGUCAACUCUCACAUGUGCCAGCGUAUCUGCCUUGUUUUCAUAAGUCGGGCACUGUGGAGAGAAGCCUUUUCUAAUUAAAAAGGCCUUUCUUUAAAGGGCACUUCCUAAGGGCUUUGAUUCAUUAAAUGUUAUCCACAGCCAUCCGUACACAGAUCCUGGCUCUUUGACAGCCAAGGCCAGCCUGCCUGAAAAGCCAAUUAAAACCCCAAUCUUUUAAGUGGCAGUAAGCUUCUGAAAGUUGCAGAGCUAAUUUAGAAGGGGCAGAGUUUAUGCAAAUAAGCUCUUCCUUACCCACAGUCUACUGCACCACAUUCCUUUGACUAUGUUAGACACUGUCUGCAGCUACGCAGUACGUUUUAGUGGUCUGGUUGUUGCUUGUUUCCCAGACUGGCAGAAUGCUCCUCUAUGACUCCAGCCAAGAGAAUGAUGACAUGAGCAGACUGGCAGCAUGCUAAAUUCAAAUCCCUUUGAUGACAGUAUGAAGAGCACAGAUACACAGACGACAGCUGGGCUGGGCAGGCCGGGGACACUGCUUUGAGAGGUGACAUGGAACACAGUGUUCCCUCCCUGAUAGCUAAAGAAGGUGAUAGUUAAAAUUUUUCCUUGAAGACGUAGCAUUAGCCUUCCUGGUAGCAAGAAGCUCAUGGAGUGAAAUCGUCCCCUCCCCACCCCCCAUGCAGAGGGCCAGAUAAAAGGAGUGUGCCCCCCUUAAAGCCACAAAAUUGGGAGUAAGUAGAAUUUAUGGGUUGUAUAAUACUGGACCUCUGCACAGGGGGGGAUUCCAUUCAUGGAGACUUUUUGA